UAUAGCUUCACUCUGGAGCGUCCACUCCAUUGUGAUCUCAACUGCUUCAUGUUUGCAGACUAGCGACACACACCGUCCCUGUCAUGGAGUCACAGGUGAUGACCAACCCCGGGGAAAUUGCCAGGCUCUACAGGGAACUCAGCCUCUUCCCUUCUUUAAGCAGAGCAGAUUUGGGACCUGUUGUCACCUCUCAGUAUGGAGGCAAAUACAGCAACAUCUACACAGAAUGGAGCCAGCGUGACCUGGAGAGAAAUGAGAAUGUCAAGUUUUGCCGACAGUACAUUGUAUUCCACGAUGACAAGUCGGUGGUCUACUCUGGAGCCUCAGGAAAUUGCACUGAGAUCAAAGGAGAGUUGCUAAGUAAGGAUUCCCCUUCGGGUGAAAUGAAGGCUGUUGUCAGAGAGUGCACAAUCAAAGGAGAGGACAAACAGUUCCUGGAGAUCUGGACUAAAAACAUCAAGAUGAAGAGCAUCAAUCUGACAGCCCUACAGAAGCAUGGCAAAGUCUAUGAAGACGAGCAGUUUGGCUGCUUGGUUUGGUCCCACUCUGAGACCCAUCUCCUGUAUUUGGCAGAAAGGAAGAGACCUAAGGCAGAAUCCUUUUUCCAGACUGAGUCACCAGAGUUGUCUUCCAUUGGGGACGAGGAGGAGACCAUGAGAGUGGAGAAAAAGGAGGCUGUAAAAGGGGAGCAGUUUGUCUUCCAUGAGGACUGGGGAGAGGCACUAGUCAGUAAGAGCUGUCCAGUGCUCUGUGUUUUGGACAUCGAGGGUGACAACGUCUCUGUGUUGGAGGGAGUGCCUGAAAAUAUUUCGCCUGGACAGGCAUUCUGGGCUCCUGGUGACACAGGUGUGGUGUUUGUAGGCUGGUGGCAUGAGCCUUUCAGACUUGGACUCAAAUACUGUCCGAACAGGAGGUCAUCUUUGUUCUAUGUGGAUCUCAUGGGUGGGAAAUGUGAGCAGCUGUCAUCAGGCACCAGUGCAGUGUGCUCCCCCAGGCUGAGCCCAGACCAGUGUCGGAUUGUCUACCUGGAGUGUUCUGUCUAUGGACCACACAUGCAGUGCAGUAAGCUCUGUAUGUAUGACUGGUAUACUAAGAAGACCUCAGUAGUGGUGGAUGUGGUGAAGCGACCUGGAGAGGAUGGCUUUACUGGUAUCUACAGCUCCCAGUUGUCCCCUCAGUGCUGGUCAGCUGACAGUCAGCGUGUUAUUGUUGCUUGUCCUCAGCGCAGCCGCAAGGACCUAUUGAUGGUGGAUAUAAGCACUGGGAGCAUCACCUCUCUGACUUCAAAGUCUGAUGUUGGUAACUGGUGUCUGUUGAACAUUGAGAGAGAUCUGAUGGUGGUCAGCUGCUCCUCUCCAAACUGCCCUCCAAGUCUGAGGGUGGGUUUUCUUCCAGCCAGGGAUUCUCAAGAAGAAGUGGUCUGGGUUACUUUGGAAGACUCCCAGACGUUGCCAGAUAUUGAUUGGCAGAUCUUGACUUUCACUCCUCCCCCAGAGCAAGACAACAGUCAAUAUCCUGGCCUUGAUUUUGAAGCUCUGCUGAUCAAACCAAAGGAGGUUAAGGAUGGCGUGAAGCUGCCUCUUAUUGUCACUCCUCAUGGCGGUCCCCACUCAGUGAUUGUAGCUGAAUGGCUUCUGUCCGCGUCUGUGCUGUGCAGGAUGGGCUUUGCUAUAUUACUGGUGAACUAUCGUGGCUCUCUAGGGUACGGCCAGGACAAUAUCCUCUCAUUACCUGGCAAUGUAGGCACCCAGGAUGUCAAGGAUGUACAGUUUGCUGUUGAAAGUGUUCUGAAAGGUGUCGAGUUCGACGCCAAGAAGGUGGCAGUUUCUGGGGGCUCACACGGUGGUUUCCUGGCCUGUCAUCUGAUUGGCCAGUACCCAGGGUUCUACAAGGCCUGCGUGGCUCGCAACCCAGUCAUUAAUUUGGCCUCCAUGAUUGGCAGCACUGACAUCCCAGACUGGUGCAUGGUUGAGGCUGGCUACAACUACAGUACAGACUGUCUACCUGACCCUGCUGUUUGGGAGCAAAUGCUUAACAAGUCCCCCAUUAAGCAUGUCACAGAGGUACAGACGCCAGUAUUGCUUACCUUAGGGGAGGAUGACAAGCGUGUGCCUAACAAGCAAGGAAUUGAAUAUUACAGAGCUCUUAAAGCAAAGCAAGUCCCAGUCCGGUUGCUGUGGUACCCAGGAAACAAUCACUCUCUGUCCAAGGUGGAUGCUGAGUCUGAUGGCUUUAUGAACAUUGCUCUGUGGAUAAUUCAGCACUUGUGUCAGUGAUGGUAAAAGAUAAAUACAUGGCAGCAUGCUGUUGUUGCUGCCAGGAAAAGAUAGCAGGACACUACUGUGUGUGUGUAAGGGAUAUUCUGUUCCUUCUUCCAGUGCGGUGUGAGGUCCAAUCCAAAGCCAAAGCAUUGAAAGUGCUCUCCAACCAGAACACACUUUGUAUAACUGUACUUUAUUUGUAAUCUGUCUGUGGCUAUGAUGAUUGCCACUAUGACUUCCUCCAAUAAGUGGAUGGGGAGAUAAUAGUUUUAACACAGUGCUAAAUCUAAGCAGUUUUGAUGCAGUUUUGAUUAAUCAGACAUGUUUUUUUUUUUUCUUUUGCAGUCUCUACAUUCACAGAAAAUGAAGGGCUUUUCAGUAUGCUAGUUGUCUUUGAGGUGAUAUUAACAAUUAGUGUCUUAAUCAGUCUUUUCUCUGCUCAUUGUAACUGUUUUUAAAAAAAUCAAUAUUGUUUUGAUUUCAUGAAUUUCAUGAUACAGUGCACUUAAUAAAAGCCAUUGUGAAAAUAC
Molecule: messenger RNA, 2791 nt
Organism: Morone saxatilis (striped sea-bass)
Lineage: Eukaryota; Metazoa; Chordata; Actinopteri; Moronidae
Gene: apeh1
Product: acylaminoacyl-peptide hydrolase
Exons: 23
Coding region: 84-2276 (730 amino acids)
Biological process (GO): proteolysis
Molecular function (GO): serine-type endopeptidase activity
Source: RefSeq, a predicted model, not a curated record